This is a messenger RNA of Theobroma cacao (cacao), 992 nucleotides long. RefSeq lists its product as uncharacterized. NCBI's taxonomy places the organism in Eukaryota, Viridiplantae, Streptophyta, Magnoliopsida, Malvales, Malvaceae. The record is from RefSeq and is a predicted model, not a curated record.
GGAGGAUAAUGGAUGGGCAAUGCCAAUGCGCCACCUUCCACUAACCGACUCUCUUUGCAUGCGUGUUGACAAUUUUAUAAGUUCCCAUUUUUUUAGAGAAAAAAUUUAUUACCAUAACGCUACUACUAAUAUUUUAGGGCAGCCGCAGAUGUAAUUUAACCUGCCUUUCUCGCCGGAAAGAUAGCUUUCUACUACUCCACUCAACGCAAAACAAACCCAAUAUUUGUUUAAUGUCACUUUAAAUAUAUGUUACCUCUGCUCCUUCUACAAUCAACCAACAAACUCUCUUUGUCUCAUAUAUUAUUAGCUCUUUCUCUUGCUAAUAGUACCCCAUAGUUCCUAGGCCAUAUCUCUUCCUGGCUCUAAUCUUUUGCAGCUAUAUGGGUAAUUGUUGGGCUCUUCGUAGACCGAGUGAAGGUUCUUGCCUGGGUGCCGUUAACGCCAAGCCUGAGAAAGUUUUGCAGGUGGUGAAGAUAGAUGGAAAGAUACUAGAGUUCAGAGCACCAAUUCUUGUUAAAGAUGUCUUGGUGAAAUUCUCUGGCUCGGGUAUUGGUUUGUCAAAGACGGUUACCCAGCAUCUCCCGCUUGACUACAUUCUUCCUUCAGAAGACCCUGUCGGAGCUCCAACUCCUGAAAGAAUUUCAUCCGUGGGUGGUACACAACAAACCGGUGGUGUCAGGAGAAUAAAAGUUGUUAUAAGAAAGCAAGAGCUUCAGCAAUUGCUGACGAAGCAAAUAUCGGUAGAGGAGGUUCUUGCAGGGCUUGAGAAAAGUAAUGGUAAUUUUGUUGUAUCUCCUAGAAAUUGGAAGCCAAAGCUCGAAUCUAUCUCGGAAGAAAACGAGUAGUUGUUAAUAGAGUAACUAAAAUUUUUCUGUUGUUUCUCUAACUCUGAACUUCAGCGCAAUAUAUAUGUUUCUUGACAAAACAGAAUGAUGUAAAUGGAAUUGCCUGAAAUGAAAAGAAAUUGUAGCACAUACAGAGUAUCACUUUCA